Molecule: messenger RNA, 858 nt
Organism: Penicillium taxi
Lineage: Eukaryota; Fungi; Ascomycota; Eurotiomycetes; Eurotiales; Aspergillaceae
Product: putative mitochondrial genome maintenance protein Mgm101
Exons: 2
Coding region: 1-858 (285 amino acids)
Biological process (GO): recombinational repair; interstrand cross-link repair
Cellular component (GO): mitochondrial chromosome; mitochondrial nucleoid
Molecular function (GO): single-stranded DNA binding
Source: RefSeq, a predicted model, not a curated record
AUGUCUGCCCUACGUUGUCGCCAGACGCGAUUGAUUGGUAGUUUGCGCCAUGGAACAACAACUCUGCAAGCUCCGCGUACAAGAAUAAUCUCGCCCCAGCAUACCCUUGAAAAGCGCGGAAUCAGCUACAGCUCAACGCGUCCUCAAACCUCAAACACAACUCCCACCUCAGCUACAUCCAGAUCAGCGUAUUCACCGAAACAGUCAAAUCCUACACUUUCUACAUCUACCUCUACUUCUACUAUCAAACCCACAUCUAAGCAAACAACAGAAGACAUCUCCAAGUCAGGGCUUGAUGAUAAGCCUCUCGAUCUCGAAUCAUCCACAGAGGAUAAGAUCAACUGGUCCCAUUCCUUCCAUGGACUCUCAACCGAGCCUUUCUCGAAAGAAAUAGCCGACGUUCUCCUCGCAGAUGUCGUGGCUGAAGAUGUGGAAGUCAAGCCCGACGGCAUCAUCUACCUGCCCGAGAUCAAGUACCGCCGUAUUCUGAACCGGGCUUUCGGUCCAGGCGGAUGGGGUCUUGCCCCUCGUGGCGAAAGCAUUGUUACACCGAAAGCCGUAACAAGAGAAUAUGCACUUAUUUGUCAUGGGCGACUAGUCUCUAUCGCUCGCGGCGAGCAAGCUUACUUCUCGGUAGAUGGAAUUGCUACUGCCACAGAGGGUUGCCGUUCAAAUGCGCUCAUGCGCUGUUGCAAAGACCUAGGUAUCGCCAGUGAACUAUGGGAUCCGCGUUGGAUCAGGAAGUUCAAGGCCAAGUACGCACGUGAGGUGUUUGUUGAGCAUGUGGUCAAUAAAAGAAAGACGAAGAUCUGGGUACGAAAGGAUGAUGGGGUUUCUUAUCCGUGGAAAACUACAUAG